GAAGUGUUGUAAGUCGGUGUGACGGGGACUUGACUCCCGUUUUCAGAGUAACGGUAGCUCGCCGGUGAUCCUGCAACUGUCCCGGUGUGUUGACGUUUGUUGCAGCGGUAGUUUAUAGCGGGGGCGGAGGGGACGGUUGUUUCGGGUGAGGCCAACCGACUCGCUAGCUUAAAUGGGUGCGCGAGUGAAAAGAUGAUCGCCUCACUCUCGAGAGGAAGUUUGCUGGACGAGGUUCUUCACGGGAGCUCCAACGAGCAGCAGCUGGCAGCGUAUAUUUCCUGGGUGAACUGUCAGCUGAAGAGGAAACCGGGCCUGAAGCCUAUCACUAACCUCAGGCACGACCUGCACGAUGGGGUGGUGCUCACACAACUCAUAGAGAUAGUUGCUGGAGAAGUGCUGGAGGGAGUAUUCGUGUCUCCUCAAAGCAAAGACGAAAGCAGGAAGAAUGUGGAGCAGGUCUUGCAGUUCAUUUCCUCCCGACACAUACGCAUGCCACACAUAUCCGCAAGAGACAUUGUUGAUGGUAACCUGAAAUCUGUAAUGAGGAUAAUUCUGGCGCUGGCUGCUCACUUCAAACCGUCAGCCAACCACAGGGCUGCUGCUGGAAGUGGACGGACCUUGACAAGAGGCCAUGCCAGCCACAACCCUCUCUCCCCUGUUGCAUUAGCACAAGGGGCCGCUGCUGCACUGGCGACCGCACAUUUUGAUGCCUCACAGCCUGCACGAGUCCUACGUAUCCACAGUGACUGGGGGUUGGACAAGGAAAAGAUUGUGUGUGUCCGUUCGCUGGUCCAGCAGUAUGAAAGAGAGCAGGACAAUCCUCAGCCCAGCAGUGUCUUGUUCUUCUCGAGCCUUAGCUCCGUCAGUCCAGUGUCGUGUCCAAAAGCUCCACCCAGCAGCCACCCAGACAGAUCGGAAGAUGACCACCAACAACAGCAGAGCAGCGCGGAGUCAUCUCAUGCUGUAGUGGAGACGGCGUGGGAAGAUUCUCUCAAUGAAACUUUGGAGAAUGACGUACAGGAGACAAGAAAAAUGGUGUCGGCCCUGCAGGCUCUACUGCUUCAUGGUUCUCUGUCUGAGGAUGAGAAGGACGUGUCUUUGACUUUGGACCAGUGCAACUCUGAACAGCAGCUGGUAGUCAUUCGAAGUCGCUUGGAUCAGAGUAUGGAGGAAGCACAGGAGUUAAAGAGGGAACUGCUGUACUGUAAGCAAGAGAUGAGAAACCUCCAGGGAGUCAAAGGCGCCCAGCAGCAGAGGCUGUGCACUCAGGAGGCGUCAAUCCUGCAGAUGAAGCAGGAGCUUCUGCGAGCCAGCAUGACAAAGGAUGAGCUCAACAACCAGAAUGCAGAGCUACAGUGGAAGAUGGAGGAAAAUAACAGACUGUGGGGCGAAUGCAAGAAAGAGAUUGGACAGAAGGACAGACUACUGCAGCAACUCAAACACAUGCUCGAAGAAAGCCAGAAACAACAGAAUGAGUUGCAAAGAGAGUUGGAGCAUAAAAACAACUUGCUGCAGGAGCUAAUGGGAAGAGAUCUGCAACAGAUUCCCUCCGGCACAGAGAACAAUGGAUGUUCUUACUCUGGAAAUCCAGCUCCCUCUGUGUCAGGUCAGGCAGAUGAGGUUCAGCUGCUCAGAGACUCACUCCGGAGUUUGAGGAACAACUUCAGGGACCACGACCCGCAGCACCAUACACUGGACACCCUGGAGCAGGGCAUAGUGUCACUCAUCGACAGACUGCAUGUGGUCCACACACACAGGGGAAGAGGGAAGUCUCCAAGGCGCAAAGGUCAACACACAGACUCUGACCCCUGGUCCGGCACAAAGGUUGGUCAGUCCCACAGUGGCUCCUCUUCCUCGACUAAAAUCCUUUAUUUCACUGGAAAAUCCCCAACGCCUUCCAUGAUCAAUAUUCAGAAAAGGUUGGGUGAAGUAACUCUGAAGGACGUUAAAGCAGCUGUGGAUCAAGAGGGAAACUACAGGUAUCACUUCAAGGCCCUGGACCCAGAGUUUGGCACAGUGAAGGAGGAGGUGUUCCUGGAUGCAGCAGUCGUUCCAGGUUGGGAAGGUAAAAUCGUGGCGUGGGUAGAAGAGGACCGUGGUGACGACAGGCCAUUGUAGGUUCGAGCUGAGGGGAAUUGACUCUGUCUUUGCACCUGGUUACUGUGAUCCCAGAGGCACAUCAGCAACACUUCAGAAAAGAGGCACAAGUGGACAAUGUUGUUUAUUUAGAUUUGACCUUUUAGCGAAAUACUGUAAGACUUGUCAGUAUGAGAUUUAGGUUAACCAUUCUGAGCCCGACCUGCUCUAGAGAAUGUGGGAGAUCUCUACAAUAUCGUAAAACUCAGUGCCUAACAAAGGAAAGCUAUUUCCAUCUUAUUGCCAGGCUGCAUCUGCAACAUCAAGACUGGACUCAAAGAAGAAACAUCAUGCAGAACAAACUUUCUAAAACCACAGUAGUGUUGUUGUUUCACCUUUCAAAGUGUUUCAGUGUUCAGUGUCACAUUUUGAUUCAUUGUGAAGCAAGGUUGUCGUUAAAGAAACAUCAGAUAUGUAUUAUUGAAUGUUCUUUAGCCCAGUUACACUUCAGUCUUCAUUGUGAAUGUGAAAUUAUUUAGCCUAGUAAGAAAUAGAGAAAUACUGAGUUAGAAAGAAAACAACUUACUAUUGUAACACAAAUGUGACAAGGAGAGAAAAAGGACAAACUGUGUGAACAAUUCAUUUUGUUCUUGUGCUCCACAAUGCUUCAAUAGAUACAACAGCUGAAAACACAUUGACCACAUACCAGCAGCUACAUUACUGAGUAUUACGUUUAUUAUUAAUUAAUUACACAAAGUGGUUAAAAAAUAGGAUGAUGGUCAUGUUAAAAAAAACUUGAAUAUAUUUCUGUGGGACAGCAGCAGACUUAUGAACAGAACAGGCUCCUACUGAACUGCUGUCAGUGAAUAGAAAUGAUGCUGGAAUGUUGACGUUUAUUGGAAAGGCAGAUGAACUGCACUGUUACUUGUUUUUUACUUGUUUUGUACAUUUGUGUAAAAAUUUUUUCACUGUUUCCUUAUAUAUUUUAAGAAUAUGAGAGAGAUUCUUGCGAUAUGAAUGCUCUUGUUACAAAGAUGCAGUGGAUGUUUGGUUUAAAGGGGACUUUGGUCCAGAAACAUGGACCUUCCAAGUAUUUAUGGUGUGUGUGGGAGUGUGUGUGUAGGUGUGUGUGGACUGUUUAACUCGCAUUUUCUUUCGAUCUGUCUCUUUCUUCCCGUUGGGGAGCAAUUUGUUUGCCUUCACUCACAAGCCAGCUGAAAUAUGCACCUGUCUUCUUUCAAACUUAACCCAUUCGAAUGCCAUAACUGCCUGUACUGUAAAAUGUACAAUUUGCUGAUGAGAUGGUUAUUUAGCAUUUGUUUGUUUACUUUACAGAAUAUGGAUUACUGUCUGUUUAAAAUACUUGUUUCAAUGUUAGAAAGACAUAUUUUGUAAUAAAACAUGAGUUUUUUUUAAA
Hippoglossus stenolepis (Pacific halibut) is the source of this 3493-nucleotide messenger RNA. RefSeq names its product dixin. The record is from RefSeq and is a predicted model, not a curated record. Gene Ontology annotation, biological process: canonical Wnt signaling pathway. Gene Ontology annotation, cellular component: cytosol. Gene Ontology annotation, molecular function: protein binding. Bases 193 to 2118 code for a protein of 641 amino acids. The transcript has 21 exons. Lineage: Eukaryota; Metazoa; Chordata; Actinopteri; Pleuronectiformes; Pleuronectidae.